This is a messenger RNA of Dermochelys coriacea (leatherback sea turtle), 6014 nucleotides long. It is a transcript of the gene LIMS2, whose product is annotated as LIM zinc finger domain containing 2. The transcript has 10 exons. The coding region runs from base 802 to 1938 and encodes 378 amino acids. Gene Ontology annotation, cellular component: cell-cell junction; cytoplasm; focal adhesion. The record is from RefSeq and is a predicted model, not a curated record. Gene Ontology annotation, biological process: positive regulation of integrin-mediated signaling pathway; cell-cell junction organization; cell-cell adhesion. NCBI's taxonomy places the organism in Eukaryota, Metazoa, Chordata, Testudines, Dermochelyidae.
CCUCUCUUCCUCUAGAGGGUGGGAGGCAGGAGUGGUGUAAAGGGUGGGCGCCUGACUGAAACCCUGCUCAGUUUUCAGCAGAGUGAGUGCUCUGGAGGCUGGAAUGUAAAGUAUGUUCUUUUUCUCAGCUUCCUGAUCUUGCAUGGAAUGCAAUUCUUGCAGACUGCAGUGUAUCUAGAGAGAAAGAAUCUUCAUGCUUUCCCUGUUGGGGGUAUGCUUUAUCAACAUGGAGUGAAGGGUUCUGCUGAUUGCAACAUCGUACAUACAUCAUACAUAUCUCGUAUUGUAUGAUGCACCAUCUUUCAGGGGACCAAACUUAGUGUAGCCAGGAUCUGAUAUUAGUCUGCAGAAAAGGACUGAGUUCUUUGCUCGGACAUCACUGACCUCUUUUGCAUUUCUACUGUUGUUCUGUUCUGGUUUGACUGAGAAGCUUUAUUGGUUUAAGUGGAUGAGUUACUUGAAGAAUGAGAUUUUUAAAUUCAUCUCUUGGAAAAUGGAGCAUGUGUAGAUUCAGUAUGCAGAUCUGACACAGAAUUAAUCUCUGGUGCUGAUCCUAUCCACUGGCUUCUGUGGGCCAUACCAGUGGGAUACAGGAAAGAAAGAAUCUGGUUUGUUAGAACUGUAACAGAAUGGCAGAUAAUGUGUAAGAAGCAGCACUUGGGCAGGAUUCUGUCUGUCCUGAAUUAGCACUUCUGAGAACUAAUCGAAACUCCCAGAAGGAAAGUGACUCACUGAAAUUUCAGUGCUUCUGUUCUCUCCGGUUGUCUUUCUGCACUCCCCUUCACAGUGGUAUUUGGUGCUAUGGCUGGCAUGAGACUUCGGGGGCUGGCGUCCUCUAAGCUUUACCAACGCCGGCAGGAUCGGCUGAGUGGCACAGGGUCACUGCUGAAAGAUGAGACACGGGCAGCAGCUGGGAUACCUGGUAAUAUGUCUGAUGCCCUCGCAAAUGCAGUGUGUGAGCGCUGCCAGGCUCGCUUUGAUCCCUCUGAGAGGAUCGUGAACAGCAAUGGGGAGCUCUAUCAUGAGAACUGCUUUGUCUGUGCUCAGUGUUUCCGACAGUUCCCAGAUGGACUCUUCUAUGAGUUUGAGGGUCGAAAGUAUUGUGAGCAUGAUUUCCAGAUGCUGUUUGCACCCUGCUGUGGGCAAUGUGGUGAGUUCAUUAUUGGACGUGUGAUCAAGGCAAUGAAUAAUAAUUGGCACCCAGAAUGCUUCCGUUGUGAGCUCUGUGAUGUGGCACUUGCUGACCUAGGCUUCGUAAAAAAUGCUGGCAGGCACCUGUGCAGGCCUUGCCAUAACCGGGAGAAAGCCAAGGGGCUAGGCAAGUAUAUCUGUCAGAAGUGCCACCUGAUAAUCGAUGAGCAGCCUCUGAUGUUCAGGAAUGACUCCUACCAUCCAGAUCACUUCAACUGCACCCACUGUGGGAAGGAGCUGACUGCUGAGGCCAGGGAGCUGAAAGGGGAACUCUAUUGCCUGCCCUGCCACGACAAGAUGGGUAUCCCAAUCUGUGGAGCCUGUCGCAGGCCUAUCGAAGGACGAGUGGUCAAUGCUCUCGGGAAGCAAUGGCAUGUUGAGCAUUUUGUUUGUGCCAAAUGUGAGAAGCCAUUUCUGGGGCAUCGCCACUAUGAGAAAAAAGGACUGGCUUACUGCGAGACUCACUACAACCAGCUCUUCGGAGAUGUCUGCUACAACUGCAGCCACGUGAUUGAGGGGGACGUGGUAUCAGCUCUCAACAAGGCUUGGUGUGUGAACUGCUUCUCCUGCUCCACCUGCAACAUCAAACUCACACUGAAGAACAAGUUUGUGGAGUUUGACAUGAAGCCUGUGUGCAAGAAAUGCUAUGAGAAAUUCCCUCUGGAGCUGAAGAAACGUCUGAAAAAGCUGUCUGAGCUGGCCUCCAAGAAAUUGCAUCCCAAAGCUGUGGAUUUAAACUCUGCUUAAACAGGUCUGUCAUUCUGCUGACUGCACUCUUAUCCUCACAGACUGCAACUUGCAGCAGCUACUGAUCACAAAGGGAGCUGUUAAGAAUGUCUGAAACAAACCACAGACAAAUAGUACCUCCUCCAGCUUUCGUUACUGCAGCUUUCACCCUGAAUGUCGCUUUACUCAGGCAGUUGCAAAUUAACACUGACUGCAUGGGGAGUUUGGCUUCUGCUGAGGGGGUAAGGCAGAGCAAUGGGUAUGGUAGUUAACUGGCAUUAUUCUACCAUUGAUCAGAUGUACACCAUUGUUUUUCUGUCCUUCAUCGUUUCUACAUGGAGCUGAAGUUCUCUCUUCUGUAGCCUGAGGAAUUUGGAAAGAACAGUGGUUUAAAUAUCAGAUGGUGAAACGUGCAGAUUGUUCAACACCAGUUAUAAGUAUCAAGGAUUCCUUAAAUGCCUUGUACGCAGAGCUUUUCACCUACAGGACAUUGUUCUGAAUGUGGCCCAAAAUUACCACCAUCUGAUAAGUGUUUGGUAUGUCCAAAAUGAGCUGGUCUGUGUCUAGAUUCCCAGUGAACAAAUAUCCACAUCACAAAAACUGCCGCAGCAAUCGCCCUUCUUGAUACCCUUGUUGACAGUUUCUCUAGGCAAGGGAAGGAGUGAAUGGGCACAGAAUCUAUGCUACCUACUCACCUCACUCUAUGCCAGAUUGGAAGUAUAGUGUCUAGGCAUGCACAGAAGUUUCACUACUGUUUGAUCCAUAGAGGAUUUCAAUCUCUGAGGCUGUCAAUUUGAUACUUCUCAAAAGUAUUCAAUUCCCUUACAAUUGAAGGAGGAUACGUAGUGCGAGGGUGAAGGCAGGGGAUGCCAGGAAGUAAUAUUCAAUGUUUACUUGCCAGUUCUCCAUUAGAUCACUGAUUCCCAGGGCUUGGAAUUGCCUAAUGUGACAUAAUACCCUACCCCCUGACACACCUGCCAUUACCCUCUACAGUACCUGCAAUAUGACUGGAGGUGUGGUUACUCUUUUGCAUAAUAAAACCCAGUUGGCAGAUCUGGUAACUGUUAAAAACUUCAGUUUGAGCCAAGCCUUUUCCCUUUGUUUGAAUGGAAAGACUACCUUCUCAGCUCAGUUUCCAUGACACUUAGUGUAUGUCUACACUGCAAUUAAAAGCCCAUGGCUGGCCUGUACCAGCUGACUUGGAUUAAUGGGGCCUGGGCUUUGGGGCUGUUUAAUUACAGUGUAGACUUCUGGGGUUGGGCUGGAGCCUUCGAGUGAACCAAAAGAGCCUUCAGACUCAUACCUAUAAAUCUUGUAGUAAGAUACUAGCUGUGUCCACGGUACCAUUUUGCACCUUUGCUAUUACCGAUGCAACUUCUUUGGUGGUAGCACCAGUGGAUGCUGUUAUGUAGACAGGGCACUCAAGCUUCCAGUAUUUUAACCACCUUGGGCAUGUCUUCACUGCAGAAUUAACUUGGGUGAUUGAUGCCUGGCUUAGCCUAGCUCAGGUGUAAGAGGCCACACUGCAGAGCCCUACCCAAGUUACUAUAUACUCAGUGGUGCUGCAGUCACCUGUCUGAGGAGUUAGGAUUUCUGGAAGCACAUGAUACCCCAUGGUUCUUAGCACUGCAGUAAGCUGAACCACUCUCUGAUUCUUUCCCAGUGUAUAAUGGGAGAACUUGUCUGUCCUGGGUGCAGGAGGGGAAUUGUGGGAAAGCAUUGGAGGACUAUCAACACUUGAGUGAUUUAGCCUGUCCCUUGCUGCAGAGUGGGUAGGUUACCAGCUCAAUAAGCUUUAGCCUAUACCCACAGCUGAGCCAAUGAGCCCGGGUGUAAAGCAACACCACACUUGGGUGAGAGGUUUUUGUUUGUAGAUGGGAGCUGGGUUAAUGCUGCAGGGAAGACAUCUCCCGUUGUCUAACCCUGCUUAGAGCAAACUCACACAACCCAAUGGCUAAAAUGCUCUACACUAGAGCACUUGCUGUUGCUACCACUGGUGAAGCUGUACCAGAGAUAGUAAUGGUGAGAAAUGUUAGGGGAAAAGACUAGUGCAGAAAGGACUCCCUGCGCAAGACUCCUGGUUAGUUAGCUGCUUUCCUAAUACCAACUGCCUUUGGCUGCUUUACUUUCUGCUGUAGUAAGCUAUCGUAACUGUGCACCGCUUCCACUAUAGCACUUGCGAAGGGAUGGACUCUCUGAUUUAAUUAGAGAGCUUGUCUGUCUUCCACCGUGACUGUCAAUCUGCACAAUAACCUAGACAGUAUUACUUUUGUCACAGUUUAAUAGCACUUGAGGACAGCUCUUGUUCUUCUGUAGCCCUUGGCCUAUCCUUCAGGGAUGGGCACAAGGAACUGCACAACUGAAGGCAAUCUUAAGUGGCCACUGCUGGGACCAGCCCACUAUGUCGCUUAUUCUCUUUAGAGUUUGGUUGAAGGACUAACGCACCGGCCCCUCAGGCCUAUGAGCAGUCACAAUUCAUUAUGUUGAUUCUUCGUCGCCUGGAGCAUGCAGCUCCUUUCCCCAUGCCCUUGGACACAGGAAGGAGCCCAGUGCUGAAUCUGGGCAGCAGGUUAUUUUCAGCUGAUUCACCAGUCCUAGUUCAAAAGAAUUUCCUGGGAAGAUGGCAUUAUAUGUUCUUGUGAAUAUGCAAAAAUUGAGUACUUCAUGGACGGUAGUUGUCUUCCAGACCAGCUCAAAUCUUGUCAGCUGUGUUUCCUGCAGAGGCCACUCUUGAGUUGAGCAAUGGAAAAUGCAAAUACAUGGUUAAACAUGUGCAUGUGAAUAUCUUUGUACUAUGAGAAGAGAUACAGUGAGGACUGUUAUUUCCUUUCUAAUAUUUGAAAUUCAGUAGAUUAGGUCAGGGCUUGCUAGUACUUUUACUUAAAGGAAAAGACACCCAUAGACCUGAGCUUUAUAAUAUAUGGAUAAUUAAAUGUCUUAAAGUGUCUCUUUUUAACUGUUAAUCUGACAAAUAUUUCACUAGAGUUCUGCUUUGUAGAGCACAUGGUUGUCUACAGAGUUAGGAUAUCAGAUUUGAGAGACUGAGCAAUCAAGAGAGUUAUGGGAAAUAACUACAGAACAGCUUGGAAACAUUCAUCUUCCCCCAGAUUCCACCUUUGGAAAAGUAAAUGGCAUAGGAUAUAAAGUAGAUGUAAUAGGAUCUGUGAACUUCUUUAGGGUAGAGUCUUUUGGUAUGAUGGAUUUGCUAAUACCUGUGUGUUUUUCAAAAUGCUGGAAUCAGGAGAGACUUUCUUUCAUAGAAAGAAAUUUUAAGACUAAGAUGUGUGCGUUUUUCUUUGCUCUAAAUUCAGAAAGUCAAAUUCAUUCUUGCUGUCACUCCAUUACCUCGGUGGUGUUAUAUCAAUGAUGAAUUUGGUCAAAAGACUAACCUUGUAUUUCUUACCGAAAGCUGCUGUCCAUUGUAUACUUUCACAGUUUUAAAUCUAUAUUUAUAUACAUAUUUAAAAUAAAUCACUAAUGCUCACUGACUAUACUUGAAGAUGGAAAUGCUUUCAGCAACUGCGAUAUGUGCAGCUUACUCGUAUUCAAGGGGAAUAUUAAUCAUUUCCUUAAUAUCCUUCCUUAUUACAAAACAAACUGCUAUAUAUUUUCUCUAGGGUUUGGUCCUGGUGCUUACCCUCUCAGUGAUCCACACAGCAUUAGCAAAAAUUGUUUAACCUUCCAUGCUCGGAGUUUCCAAUGCCAAAUGUUUAGUAUUGGAUGAUGCAGACUUCUGGGACUGAAGAGGUUAAGUGUUAAUUUGAAACGUGUAUCAGAGGAGGCAUUGGUUCGCAGAUAAAUCUGUGACUAAAGCAGUUGUUUUAAGAGGUGUUUAGUUCUUAGUUUGUAAAGCACUCUUAGUGCUAAGGAUUAUAUAGAAUGAAUGAAGAAAUGUAUUAAUACUAAAGGGACAAGCCCACUCCCUAUUACAUGGCAUGUAUUCUGCAGACUGCGGAUUUCUUGUUUUGUACUUCUGUACUUUUGUACUUCUGAGUUUGUGAUAUCUAACCAAAAUCUGUGACUGCUGGACUAAAAUAUUAUAAUCUGCACCUGUUAUGUAUGUUCUUGUAAUAAAGUUAACUGCAAUACGUUUUAAA